AUGUUAGGAAGCAUACAGAAGGACACUUGUUUAUUGAAUAUUUGUUUUAACUGCUCAGAAAACAAUUAUUUCACAGGCGAACUUACUACUACAUCCAAAUCCAAUAACGCAAUGAACCACUUUUCAUUCCACGCUUGUCUCUCAUUCUGUUCAAAAGAAUCUCGUGCCCUUUGUAAUAAUAAAGGAAAGAAACUUGUUUGCUCUGGUCAUUAUAUUGUCAAUGGAAACAUGAAAGAAGAAUUGAACGGCCGUGUAGAGAAUAAGGUCUUUGAGUCAGUUGAGCCUUUUUCAAAGAGCAGAGGUUUCGGUGACUUAUCAUGCAAGCCAGUCGAGUGCAGACAGCAUGACAGAAUAGCGGCGGAUGUGCAAGAUUUUUCAUCACUGAUUAAAGUAAAACAAAAUGUGAAAACUAAGGAGUCAUCUACUUCUCCGAUGCAUUCCCCUACGCGUUCAUGCCAUACGGAGAAUUGGCUAUUGCAACUUGACGGAACGGAUGACAAUUUUCAACACAGUUCUCUAAACACCCACUGCUCCAAAAUACAAGCUUUUGGACACGACACACCAAUGCUGCAUGACACAGAAAGAAAUCUGAUAAAGGAAGAUGAUUGCGCUCCUUUCAGAAGUUUGAAUAUCAACAACAAAAUAAAUUCUUUGUGGAAUUCUAAAUUAGAUUCUUCAAACCUGAGUUCCGUAUCUGGACAAAGUACCUCGAAAUAUCCAAGCGGAAUCUCCUAUUCUGGUCUGGGUGAUUGCGCAAAAAGGAUUAGCAAAAGCAAACCUAUGCAUGAAGAAUUUGAAAACAAGUAA
This is a messenger RNA of Dicrocoelium dendriticum, 807 nucleotides long. The record is from the annotation of a GenBank genome assembly. NCBI's taxonomy places the organism in Eukaryota, Metazoa, Platyhelminthes, Trematoda, Plagiorchiida, Dicrocoeliidae.